This is a messenger RNA of Lynx canadensis (Canada lynx), 2294 nucleotides long. RefSeq names its product malic enzyme 3 (gene ME3). Gene Ontology annotation, biological process: pyruvate metabolic process; malate metabolic process. Lineage: Eukaryota; Metazoa; Chordata; Mammalia; Carnivora; Felidae. Gene Ontology annotation, molecular function: NAD binding; malate dehydrogenase (decarboxylating) (NAD+) activity; malate dehydrogenase (decarboxylating) (NADP+) activity. The record is from RefSeq and is a predicted model, not a curated record. The transcript is spliced from 15 exons. The coding region runs from base 215 to 2218 and encodes 667 amino acids. Gene Ontology annotation, cellular component: mitochondrion.
GGCCUGCGCACCGCAAGCGAGCCGGGAGAGCGGCGCAGGUGGCCGCCGAGGAGGGGCGGGGGCUAGCGUCUUUCACCCUUCCCGACCCUCUGCUCUUUACCCGAGGACGCAGCCUCGGCUCAGACUCGGUGCCCUGCGGCGCGCGUGGUUCGUGGUUGGCCGUCAGGCGCCCCUGACCUUGGUUUCUCCCCGGUGCCAGGUCUGCGCAAGGACCAUGGGCGCCGCGCUGGGCACGAGCGCACGGCUGGCGCCCCUGCGGGGCCGGGCCUGCGGCGCCGUCCCGCGCUGGGCGCCCUCUGCACCCGCCCGAGGCUGCCACUCCAAGCCCGGCGCGGCGCGCCCGGUGCCCCUGAAGAAGCGCGGUUACGAUGUUACCAGGAACCCGCAUCUCAACAAGGGGAUGGCCUUUACACUUGAAGAAAGGCUGCAGCUUGGAAUCCAUGGCCUGAUUCCCCCCUGCUUCCUGAGCCAGGACGUCCAGCUUCUCCGGAUCAUGAGAUACUACGAGCGGCAGCAGAGCGACCUGGACAAGUACAUCAUUCUCAUGACACUCCAGGACCGGAACGAGAAGCUCUUCUACCGAGUGCUGACGUCAGAUGUGGAGAAAUUCAUGCCCAUCGUGUACACCCCCACCGUGGGACUGGCCUGUCAGCACUAUGGCCUGACCUUCCGCAGGCCCCGGGGGCUGUUUAUCACCAUUCAUGACAAGGGCCACCUUGCAACAAUGCUGAACUCUUGGCCAGAAGACAAUAUUAAGGCCGUGGUGGUAACUGAUGGGGAACGCAUCCUGGGCCUAGGCGAUCUGGGCUGCUACGGCAUGGGCAUCCCCGUGGGCAAGCUGGCCCUGUACACAGCGUGCGGAGGGGUCAGCCCGCAGCAGUGCCUCCCAGUCCUGCUGGACGUCGGCACCAACAAUGAGGACAGAGUGAGUGCUCCACCCUGUGCUGUUUUGGAGAAGCCACUCCCCCUCCUGCCAAAGGAGAUCCAGCUGGCUAGUGAUGGGGACUCCAUCACUGCUCCCCGGCCUCACCUGCAGGAUGAUAGCCUGACCUUCCCAGCCACUGCUGAGUUCCUCCAGAGGACCAGGCAGAGGACAAGCCACCCCCAGGAGCUGCUCAGAGACCCCCUGUACAUUGGGUUGAAACACCAGCGUGUGCGUGGGAAGGAGUACGAUGACCUGCUGGACGAGUUCAUGCAGGCUGUGACAGACAAGUUUGGAAUAAAUUGCCUCAUCCAGUUUGAAGACUUUGCCAAUGCCAAUGCCUUCCGCCUGCUCAACAAGUACCGCAACAAGUAUUGCAUGUUCAAUGAUGACAUCCAAGGCACAGCCUCUGUCGCUGUAGCGGGGAUCCUGGCUGCUCUGCGAAUCACCAAGAACAAGCUCUCCAAUCAUGUGUUUGUUUUCCAAGGCGCAGGUGAGGCAGCCAUGGGCAUCGCCCACCUCCUUGUCAUGGCUCUAGAGAAAGAAGGUGUACCCAAGGCAGAGGCCACAAGGAAGAUCUGGAUGGUGGACUCCAAGGGACUCAUUGUCAAGGGGAGGAGCCACCUGAACCAUGAGAAGGAGAUGUUUGCCCAGGACCAUCCUGAAGUGAACUCCCUGGAGGAGGUGGUGAGGCUGGUAAAGCCCACAGCUAUCAUAGGUGUUGCUGCCAUCGCAGGAGCCUUCACGGAGCAGAUUCUGAGGGACAUGGCCUCCUUCCACGAGCGCCCUAUCAUCUUUGCCCUGAGCAACCCCACCAGCAAGGCCGAGUGCACGGCUGAGAAGUGCUACCGGGUCACUGAGGGCCGAGGGAUCUUUGCCAGUGGAAGUCCCUUUAAGAGCGUGACUCUGGAAGAUGGCAGGACCUUCAUUCCUGGGCAAGGAAACAAUGCCUAUGUGUUCCCUGGAGUGGCUCUGGGAGUCAUUGCUGGGGGGAUCCGGCACAUCCCAGAUGAGAUCUUCCUCCUGACGGCAGAGCAAAUUGCCCAAGAGGUCUCUGAGCAGCAUUUGUCCCAGGGGAGACUGUACCCACCACUCAGCACCAUCCGAGAUGUGUCUCUGAGAAUCGCCAUCAAAGUCCUCGACUUCGCGUACAAACACAACCUGGCCUCCUACUACCCAGAGCCCAAGGACAAGGAGGCUUUUGUAAGAUCCCUGGUCUACACUCCAGAUUAUGACUCCUUUACACUGGACAGCUAUACUUGGCCCAAGGAAGCCAUGAAUGUUCAAACAGUCUGAUGCAGUUUCAGAGUCUGGUAUGGGGCUGGAACAACCCCAGCGUAACACUGACAAUAUAAAUGGGUUCUAAAAUGGC